AUGGGUAUCACGUACAACAUCAGCCCCUCGGACAUCCAAGGGCCAGUCAUUGCAGCCACGGUCUUCGGUAUUGUGGCGACUUUGACGACUGUUCUUCGUUUAUAUGCUAUGAGCCUUAAGGGUAUACGACUUGGGCUCUCCGAAUACAUUUUGUUGGUUGGAACGCUAUUGAUGUAUGGCGCAUUAUCAACCAUAUGGAUUAUGACUGUUCACGGAGGCAUGGGCCGGCACGUGGGAGAAGUUGACCCGUCUUCUAUUAUAAUAACAAUGAAGACUUUAUUAUCUUUAGAAGUGACAUACGGCACUUGUUUGGGUCUCGUCAAGACAUCAAUCGCCCUCUUUUUUGUCCGCAUCUUCGGCGCCAAGCGCAGCUUCAACAUCAGUGUGGUCGUCGUCUUGUUCUUCGUUUGGGUCUGGGUAAUCAGCAUCGUCUUGGAAGCCUUCCUCCUCUGUCGACCAUUUGCAUACAAUUGGGAUAAAUCAGUCGGAGGCUCAUGUGGUAACCGAAAUGCAGCAUUUAUUGUUGCAGGUGUCAUGAACGUUGUCACGGACUUCAUGGUCAUGGCUCUCCCACUACCACACGUGUGGACUCUGAAAAUGAACUGGCAAAAGAAGAUGGGUCUUACCUCUGUGUUCUGUGUCGGCGCUGUCAUCUCCGCUAUCAGUAUCCUGAGACUGAUAUCCCUCGCGAAACUUGACUUUGACGACCCAACACACUCGCUACUCUAUGUUGUCUUGUGGUCGAUCCUCGAGCCCCAACUAGCAAUCAUAUGCGCGAACAUGCCCUUCCUCAAGACGAUUGUGGCGGCGUGGGCCCCAGGACUUGGGUCAUCCAUUGAUCGCAAGUACGGCGCUUCAUCAAACAAGACGUUUGAGAACCUUGGAACAAAUGGAGAGAGCAGCCACCGCAUGGAUAAUCUUGAAGCGACGCAUACGUACAAAGUUGGGCAUGAUGGUGAUUCCUCUACAGGACCUACUUUGUACGCGGACUCGGUCAGCUCCGAUGAGCAGCGUUUGGCUAGUAAUCCCAGCCCUUAUGGGAUUAGUGUUACUAAGAAUUUUGAUGUGCGUUACGACUAG
Messenger RNA from Penicillium manginii, 1080 nucleotides. RefSeq lists its product as uncharacterized. The transcript is spliced from 5 exons. Lineage: Eukaryota; Fungi; Ascomycota; Eurotiomycetes; Eurotiales; Aspergillaceae. Bases 1 to 1080 code for a protein of 359 amino acids. The record is from RefSeq and is a predicted model, not a curated record.